UGAUGACGUCAGUCUCAAACAUCAGCUAUGGCAGCUCAUGCGAGUGAGCUGGAGAUUGCAAAGAAGAAUCUAACCGAUGCGAUCGGCGAUAACAUCAAACACUACUGGGCCAACCUGAAGCUCUGGUUCAAACAGAAGAUCAGCAAGGAGGAGUUUGACAUCGAAGCACGUCGUCUUCUGUCCCAGGAUAACGUUCACGUUCACAAUGAUUUCCUCCUGGCCAUCCUCACACGGUGCCAGAUCAUCAUCUCCACGCCGGAGGGACCAGGGUCUUUACAGUGGCCUGGUGGCUCUGCGGCCAAGCCGUGCAAGCCCAAAGGGAAGAAGAAAUUGUCUUCCAGACAAAAGUUUGAUCAUCGCUUCCAGCCCCAGAACCCUCUGAGUGCCGCCCAGCCCUUCAGCCCCCGGGAGGCGGGCCCGGGCGGGGAGGAGGAGGAGCAGGUCCGGCUGAGUGCCCACACCCUGCUCCUCCCCACCCGGGGCCAGCUGGAGGCCAGGAUGAUGGUGACGGCCUUCGAGCUGGGUCUGGACAACGUUACAGAGGACUCGGUCAGCACCAUGAUCUACGCCGUCGAGCACCAUCUGAAAGACGUCCUGACUGCGGUGGUCACGCGGAGGAAGGCCUACCGCCUGCGUGACGGCCAUUUCCCCUACGCGUUCGGCACUGAGGUCACGCCGCGGCCGUACCUCCAGAACAGCCUGGCGGCCUACCAGAGCGUCUCUGAUUGCCCUCCCCCAAGCGCCUCUCUACCAGCGGGGCCCCCACCCCAAGUGGCCCCUGACGAGGCAGAGCAGCAAGCUGUUCUCCUAUUGGCCUGUUCCUCUGACACUGUCCCUGUGCCCCUCCCUCCAAUCAGCAUGUUUGAUCUACUGGAGGCUUUACAGGUCCACCGUGGGGUGAUGCCCUCCCACACUAUGUACGCCCUCAACAUGGAGCGUAUCCUGGCCCGCCUGUGGCACCCCAGCAUCGAGGAGCUGGAGCAGGACCACGUGCACCGCCAGCGCCUGGCCGGCAAGGAGGGCCUCCUGCUGGGCAGCUGAGCCGGCCUGAGACCCCCCCCCCCUCCAGGGACGUCCUGGACUGUUGAUUGGAUACAAUACGUUUUUCAAGUCAGCUGAUGAUACAAACGUUGUAAAUAAUGGGUGACCUGUAAGUGUUGGCACAUGCCAUGUUAUAGGAAAGACCCACUUGUGUACCUAAUGAGCAGGUAAAGGUAUCCUUCACCACACCUGGCAGGUGUAGUCGGGGUGUGUGUCUGUGUAUAUAUAUAUAUAUGUGUAAGUGUGAUUUCCAUGACAGACAAUAGAUUUAGAUUUACAUGAGCUGCAUUGAUCAAUUCGGGCAUCACUUGAAACAUGGUGAUUAUGGUGUCUAGUUCUAUAUAUAUAUACACCAGUCACUUCACUAGUUGUACGGGUGUGGUCUAAAUGGGUGUAAAUACAUGUAUGUUGUGUAAAGGCAAAAUGCCCUUCCAUUUAGUUGCCUACUAAAAUCCAGUACAGCUAAGAUUAUUUUUUUGUAAACGUUUUGUAUAUAUAUCAUUCAUGAUGCAUCUUGUAUCAGGAACAUGUUUUUUUAUUUUCAGUACAAUUACUUUGGAAUAAAAGCUCUUCGA
Molecule: messenger RNA, 1616 nt
Organism: Gadus chalcogrammus (walleye pollock)
Lineage: Eukaryota; Metazoa; Chordata; Actinopteri; Gadiformes; Gadidae
Gene: tada1
Product: transcriptional adaptor 1
Exons: 8
Coding region: 28-1041 (337 amino acids)
Biological process (GO): regulation of transcription by RNA polymerase II
Cellular component (GO): SAGA complex
Molecular function (GO): transcription coactivator activity
Source: RefSeq, a predicted model, not a curated record